This is a messenger RNA of Tuber melanosporum (Perigord truffle), 1047 nucleotides long. RefSeq lists its product as uncharacterized. Gene Ontology annotation, biological process: regulation of Ras protein signal transduction; regulation of proteolysis. Bases 1 to 996 code for a protein of 331 amino acids. The transcript is spliced from 6 exons. NCBI's taxonomy places the organism in Eukaryota, Fungi, Ascomycota, Pezizomycetes, Pezizales, Tuberaceae. The record is from RefSeq and is a predicted model, not a curated record. Gene Ontology annotation, molecular function: phospholipid binding; peptidase inhibitor activity.
AUGCCUAUAAAUUUUUUGGUGCAAAGUGGAAGGGUGCAGAUUUGUGGUUGCUGCCCUGAGAGGGAAAAGACUGCCGAGACAAGACACCGAGACGAGACGACGUCAUUCCUUGCGCAUUGUGAUCGGGUCGAAUCUUCUGUACUCGUAAAGCUUUCUGGUACGGAAGGCCUGUGGUUCUUUUGCUCAACUGUGACCAUACGCAAGCAAAUUGCUGGUAUAAGAGGGCGCCCUUGCACCACCAUGAGCCCCGCCGUUGGCAAAUCUUUUUUGUCCUUUCCUUCUUCUCCCUCUACGUUGAGGAGUCUACUGAGCAUCACACGAUUAACAACGUUCAGACCGUCAACCGCCUGCUGCGCAACUAGGCUGGUUUCGACCCCAAUAAUCCACAGAAUGCCUCUCGUUACUAUCAAUCAAUCGCUCCGCGAAUCUCUUAAGAAACAUGGAGUUAUUCCCGACGUUGUGGACGACUUCACUCCAACAACCAUGCUAUCAAUCGCAUAUCCCAACGCGAACAAAGAGGUCUCUCUCGGGAACACCCUCAAGCCCGAGGACACACAAGAAAGACCCACGAUCCAAAUAACUCCAGAGGGAAUCGACGAGUCACAAACAUACACCAUUGUUCUAACAGAUCCAGAUGCACCAUCUCGCGACAACCCAGAAUGGUCCGAAUUCUGCCAUUGGGUCAUUACCGACGUCAAGCUUCCCUCCUUGGAAGCCCUCUCGUCCGCUCAGACUGUCGAGGCUGCUUCAGUCAACCUUUCCGAUACGAGUGAGCUCGUGGAAUACAUGGGACCAGCGCCGCCAGAGAAGACUAAAAAGCACAGAUACGUCUUUCUCCUAUACAGGAAUGAGAACUCGAAGAAGCUGGAGGGUCCAACUAGGAGGAAGAAGUGGGGGAAUGAUGAUUACAGAAAGGGAGCAAGGCAGUGGGCUGAUAAGUAUGGUCUUUCACUCGUUGGUGCGAACUUUUUCUUUGCUCAGAAUUCGAAGCAGUGAGAGUGACUCAGGCAAUCGAGAAAUAAAAUUCAAACAUCCUUCUCAUGAUAA